AAAAACAGACAGGGUGAGGGACUCAUAACGGAGAGACACAGCCACCAAGCCGGUGCUGAUAUCAACGUGUUCAGAUAAAAUUAAAACUUAGUGGCUGGAAAAGCUGGCCGGGUACGAGGAGUAGGUGCGGCCGGGCUCCGGGGCUAAAGCGGAUAUUUCAAGAAUAUCAUACUACGCUGAAUAUGACGGCCAGUUAGCCCCAGCAGGAGCAUCUGAAACAGGCAUGGCGUCGUCUUCCUUCUUGGAACCCAACCUCAAUCACUCGGCAGCGGGUGGUUGUGGGGUUAAAUCCCGGUCUGGGAUGCCUGGUGGUACUGGUGUUGGUACCAGCGGCUCUGCGGGAGGCCUCGAGCGGCCCUCAGGCUCCAUGGACAGGGUUCUGAAAAUCUUCCAUUAUUUUGAGACAAACAGCGGGCCAUGUAACUGGGCUAGUAAUAUUCGGCAUGGAGAUGCAACAGAUGUCAGGGGUGUUAUCCAGAAGAUAGCAGAGAUCCACAAACUGCGCUGUGUGUCUUCUCUGGGCCUCCGUCUGACUCAUCUCCACUCUGAUGCACUCCAUUGGUUACACCCUGAUUUGGGCGUGUGUCAUGUCAGGGAGAAAUAUGAGAAACAGCACCCCCAGGAGGAGUGGAGGUAUGAGUUGCGGAUGCGGUACCUUCCUAAAGGUUACCUCAGCCAUUUCUCUGAAGACAAACCCUCUCUCAACUACCUCUAUCACCAGGUUAAGAGUGACUACAUGCAACAUAUAGCUGAUCAGGUGGAUCAAGAUGUUGCUCUGAAACUGGGCUGUUUGGAAAUAAGGAGAUUCUUCAGAGAGAUGCCAGGAAACGCCCUGGAUAAAAAAUCCAAUUAUGAACUACUAGAGAAAGACGUUGGUUUGAGAAGGUUCUUCCCCAAAAGUCUACUGGACUCCCUGAAGGCGAAGACUCUUCGUAAGCAGAUCCAGCAGACCUUUAAGCAGUUUGCUAACCUCAACGAUGAACAGAGCAUCCACAAGUUCUUUGAGAUACUUUCCCCCAUCUACCGCUUCGACAAAGAGUGCUUCAAAUGUGCUUUGGGGUCUAGUUGGGUAAUAUCAGUAGAGUUGGCUAUCGGACCAGAAGAAGGAAUCAGCUACCUCACAGAUAAGGGCUCAAUGCCUACACACUUAGCUAAUUUUAACCAGGUUCAGUCCAUCCAGUACUCUGCUUUGGAAGAGAAGGACAGGAAAGGCAUGCUGCAGCUCAACGUAGCAGGAGCUCCAGAGCCCCUCACAGUCACUACGGCAUCGCUGACUACGGCAGAAAACAUGGCUGACUUGAUUGACGGCUACUGUCGGCUCGUCUCCUUAGCUACUCACUCGUUCAUUGUCAGAGUCCACAAAGAGGGGGACAGAGCUCUGCCGUCCAUCCCCAAAGUUUCAAAUCAUGAGAGGCGGAUGGAAAAACGGAUGGACGGAGUACGGACCCGAGCUGUUUGCGUCUCAGGUCACACUAGUGGCGAUGAAACGGACGACUAUGCUGAGAUCAUAGAUGAGGAGGACACCUAUACCAUGCCUUCAAAAUACUAUGGACUAGACCAAGCACGGGACUAUGAGAUUCAGCGAGAUCGUAUUGAGUUGGGACGCUGCAUAGGUGAGGGUCAGUUUGGAGACGUCCACCAAGGAGUUUACGUCAGCCCGGAGAACCCGGCUCUGUCUGUGGCGGUGAAGACGUGUAAGAACUCGACGUCAGACAGCGUCAGGGAAAAGUUUCUCCAAGAAGCACUAACCAUGCGUCAGUUUGACCACCCCCACAUAGUCAAACUGAUGGGAGUCAUCACCGAUAAUCCAGUCUGGAUCAUUAUGGAGCUCUGCACACUCGGAGAGUUACGGUCAUUUCUCCAGGUGAGGAAGUACAGUCUAGACCUGGCCACUCUCAUCUUAUACUCAUACCAGCUCAGCACGGCACUGGCAUAUCUGGAGAGCAAGCGCUUUGUACACAGGGACAUCGCAGCACGAAACGUGUUGGUGUCUACAGUUGACUGUGUAAAACUCGGUGACUUUGGUUUGUCACGAUACAUGGAAGAUAGCUCUUAUUAUAAAGCCUCUAAAGGUAAACUGCCUAUUAAAUGGAUGGCUCCUGAGUCCAUCAACUUCAGGCGAUUUACCACAGCCAGUGACGUCUGGAUGUUUGGCGUCUGUAUGUGGGAGAUCCUAAUGUUCGGCAUCAAGCCUUUCCAGGGUGUGAAGAACAACGACGUCAUAGGCAGGAUAGAGAAUGGCGAGCGUCUGGCGAUGCCCCCUCAGUGCCCUCCUACCCUCUACAGCUUGAUGACAAAGUGUUGGUCGUAUGAUCCCAGCAAGAGGCCACGCUUCACUGAACUCAAAACACAACUGAGCACUAUAUUAGAGGAGGAGAAGCUCCAGCAGAAGGAGAGGAGCAGGAUGGAGAUGAGGAGACAGGUCACAGUGUCUUGGGAUUCUGGAGGGUCAGACGAAGCACCACCAAAAUGUUUCCUCUCUUCACCUCUGUCCUCCUCUCUCUGUCUGCAGCCUAGUAGACCAGGCUAUCCCAGUCCUCGCUCAAGUGAAGGUUUUUAUCCCAGUCCCCAACAUCCUGGGCACUACCAGAUGGCAGGAUACCCCGGCCCUCACACCCUCCCCUCGGUGCCCAGCGCCCUGUACCCUCCACAGGCUGCAAUGGUGGACACACAUCAUGCACACACACACCCCCGCCACCACGUCCACACACACUCACACGCACAGCACCUCCCCCAUCCACAUGGGCACGACAUGGCACUGUGGGGCUCUGCAAUGGAGGACAGGGCAGUAGACAUGCAGCAGUGUGUAGAGCAGCAGUGCCUGUUAAUGGAGGAACAGCUGAUGAUACAACAGCAGCAGAUGGAGGAGGACCAGAGGUGGCUGGAACAGGAGGAAAGGCUGCUGAAACCAGACUCAAGAAGUUCCAGAGGGAGUCUGGACAGAGAAGACGGUGGACUUCAAGCACCAACAGGAAACCAGCACAUAUACCAGCCCGUUGGAAAACCAGAGCAUGCGGCUCCCCCAAAGAAACCCCCUCGACCCGGCGCCCAGAGCCAGGUGGGCAGCCUGGCCUGUCUAAAUACUGGAGACAGUUACAAUGAUGGAGUCAAGCCCUGGCGGCUGCAGCCCCAAGAGAUCAGCCCGCCCCCCACCGCCAAUCUGGACCGCUCCAACGACAAGGUGUACGAGAACGUGACAGGAUUGGUCAAAGCUGUGAUCGAGAUGUCAAGCAAGAUUCAACCCGCUCCUCCAGAGGAAUACGUUCCAAUGGUCAAGGAUGUGGGUCUGGCAUUGAGGACGUUAUUGGCCACAGUGGAUGAAACAUUACCACAACUUCCAGCCAGUACGCACAGAGAGAUCGAGAUGGCACAGAAACUCCUGAACUCUGACUUGGCAGAACUGAUUGGGAAGAUGAAGUUAGCCCAACAAUAUGUGAUGACCAGUCUCCAGCAGGACUACAAGAAGCAGAUGCUAACUGCAGCUCAUGCUCUUGCAGUUGAUGCCAAAAACCUGUUGGACGUCAUCGACCAAUCACGGCUCAAGAUGAUGUCGCAGCCCCGCCCACACUAGCCCCACCGCACCUGAGCUGACCAACAGGAAGUGGUCUGCAUCGUUCUGGUUCGCUGUUAGCAGUGGGGAAUUAAAGUGACGUCAUGAUGCGUGAGGGUUAUUGGAGCUGAGCGCUUUACAUCAAAGGAUGACGGCUCCGACACUUUGACAACAGUCCGUGAAGAAUCAUUAGAUGUUGAAUCCUGUGUAAGCUGAGGUCGUCUCUUCGCCACUGUGACUUUCGUAUUACAAGGACAGAGCAAAAACACUCAAUCAGGGACUCGGCAGCUUCUCUCUCCUUGACUGUAAUAUAAUAAUGAGAGGAGGACAAGCGAAGAUGAAGAUGAUUUUUAAACUGAGGGUCUCGACCUGAGAUGAGCCUGAUUGCUGCGGUAUAAAAACUUCACACAAACACUCAAGUGGGAACGACUGAAUCUGUUGACAUCCGGUGAAUUAGUCUUUGUGGGAUAACAGUCUUCUAAGCAAAGCCAUGAGAACCUGAUCGGGCUGCGUUUGAUCUGCAACAUAUCUGCAUGAAACUUCACCACAGGAUUGGACUCAGAUGUCAGCCAGCAGCCAAGUCAGUAUGUGUUGGUGUCAUGUGUUGUGACCCCGUGGACGUGUACGUUCUCCUCAGUUGAAAUACAUCCACGUCACCAUGGAUUCUUUUGAAUGGGCAGAUCAAAUCGUGUGUCUGUUCAGCUCUGGUUACGUCGGUGCUCUGAGCGGAUGCUUCAACAAGGAAAUUGAGACUUCCACCCUGCAUUUCUUCUCCCGUUUCUCUCUCCCAUUCAUUCCCAUCUUCCCUCCGUCUCACCAGGUUUUAUUUAUAGACUCAGAAACUGCAGAGGAGGAGAUGGAGGGAUGAACGGAAGUUUAAACUUUAGGGCAGUCUAGCACCGGUCUGCUGACUGAAGAAAUACACAAACUAACGUCGUCUUUUUUUCCCGAUUUCACUUACUUUCUUCUUUUGUUGUCGCCUCUCCUUCGUGAAGUCUUCCUCAGCUCCUCUCUGAGCCGCUUUUAAGACUCCAAAUGUGAAGUAUCCAAGUCUUUUUGGGUAAACAACGCAGACAGGAAACUCCUUAAACUCAGUUUACUCUUUUUAUCGGCUGGCUCCAUGUUUUUUUGUGUUGUUUCAGCAGUCUUCUUCCUCUACUAAAAAAAACUGUUACUUACAAGCAGAUAUUCAAUCCCAGCAUUGACUCUGAUGAGCAAAACCAGAAAAAAAAGUGGAUUUUGAGGAUUCAGUCUGAGUAACUGGAUAUUUGUCCCAGAGGAAGACAAAGACAUCAUGUCUCAGACUUGUCACUGAGCUUGACUGAACCUAUUUCUGUGAGGACGAUGUGUCCUCUCCUUUCUCCUCACCCACAGUUCCAAUAUCGUUCCCCAAACGCGACUGGUGUCACGCCUUUAACUGUCCCCUCACCCACAGCCGGUGUCACAAAGUGAAAUUACUGGGAACACAAACCAACCUCACAACUGGAAUCUCUGCCAGUUUCUGUCAGGUGUAACUCUUUAAAUAUGUCCCUCCUAACAACACACACACACACACACACACAUGAAAUGUGGAGCCACAUGACUGGAACUUGUCUCGCAGACACAAAACACUGAACUGAAAAAACAACAGAUCACACGUGUCUUUGUUAAUAGUGACCCCACAUGGAGUAUGACAUACUGCUAUAUGAAAUAUACUGGUGACUGUACUAGUAUAGCAUGAUAUACUGGUAUGGAGAAGAGCAUAUUUGCACAGCACCAAAAAAAAAAAAAAAAAAAUCUUAACUUUUUUUUAACCCUAUUUAACCCUGAUUUGAUUUCCAGGUUUUGCCAGCAAUGAAACUAUCACACAUCUGGGUUUAAUGGGGAUAAAAAAAAAGUUAAAAAAAACAAUCUAUUUUAUCUUGUCGUUGCGUAAAUCUGCUCAUGUUGGUAUAUUGUAAGCUAUACUGGUGUGAAAUCACUGGUAAAUUGUACAGAACUAGUACUAGUAAACACUGGUUUUUAUUUUGUCUUCUGGGCUAAAUCAGCCAUCUUGUCAAAUAGGAGGAGAAAAAAACAACAAAGAAAUAAAAAUAAUGACGAAAUGGAAA
Messenger RNA from Plectropomus leopardus (leopard coralgrouper), 5640 nucleotides. NCBI's taxonomy places the organism in Eukaryota, Metazoa, Chordata, Actinopteri, Perciformes, Serranidae. The record is from RefSeq and is a predicted model, not a curated record.